This is a messenger RNA of Leptinotarsa decemlineata (Colorado potato beetle), 1751 nucleotides long. RefSeq lists its product as uncharacterized. Gene Ontology annotation, biological process: regulation of transcription by RNA polymerase II. Gene Ontology annotation, cellular component: nucleus; transcription regulator complex. The record is from RefSeq and is a predicted model, not a curated record. Lineage: Eukaryota; Metazoa; Arthropoda; Insecta; Coleoptera; Chrysomelidae.
UUGAUAAAAAAUAAUUCGUUGUUGAUUGAAAACAAAUCAGCUGUAUUCAAAGAUAAUGGCUACCGAUGAUUCUGAAAAAAUUAUUAAGAGAGAGCUUGAAUCUGAUGAAGUGAUUUUUGAAACAAAUAUCAUGAAAUGUGAAACAAGUGAUACUGAAAUGGUCCGUGAGUGUGGAAAAUAUAUGUUUGGUAGUGAAAUGGUUACCCAUAACUUCCAAGAAAAAUGCGAUAUAGAUCAGAUCAAAGAUGAAAAUGUCAUUGGUGUUUACCAUGAACCCAAAUCAGAAAAAUGUAUAGAAGACAUAAGUGAAGGCCCUCAAAAUGAGUUUCUUGAUAUACAGGGUUUUGGGAACGUUUUUAUCAAAACAGAGGAUGAAACAGUCAUCGAGAAGAGAGAAGAUAGCUUCAAUGAAAAGAAGUCAUCAGCGUUAGGUCAAAAGGAGUUCGACACUGCAAACGAUAAUAUUGUGAAACUCGAGAUGGUAGAUACAACAGAGAGGUCCAAUGUACAUACUCAUGCAGGGGAAAAUUCAUUUCAAUGUAAAAUUUGUUUGAAGUCAUUCAGUCGAAGAAGUAAUUUGAAAGCCCACGAAAGAAUUCACACUGGUGAAAAACCAUUUCAGUGCAAAGUCUGCUCAAAGUCGUUCACUCGAAGUAGGUGUUGUAGAAUCCAUGAAAAAACUCAUAGUGAGGAAAAACCAUUUCAAUGUCAAAUCUGCCUAAAGUCGUUUGUUUUGUGUAGUUAUUUGAAGAUCCAUGAAAAAACACAUUCUGUUGAAGAAUCACUUCAGUGUACAAUUUGUCUAAAGUCAUUUGUCAACAGUAAUUAUUUGAAAAUUCAUGAAAGAACACAUACUGGAAUAAAGCCAUUUCAGUGCAAAAUCUGCCUGAAACCGUUUAUUAAUAAAAGUAAUUUGAAGGCACAUGAAAAAACUCAUACUGGGAUUAAAUCAUUUCAGUGUAAAAUGUGCCCAAAGUCGUUUGUUUUGUGUAGUUAUUUGAAGGCCCAUGAAAAAAGACAUUCUGUCGAAAAAUCAUUUCAGUGUACAAUUUGCCAAAAGUCAUUUAUUCACAGUUACGAUUUGAAAAUUCAUGAAAGAAUACAUACUGGAACAAAACCAUUUCAGUGCAAAAUCUGUUUGAAGUCAUUCUCUAAAAGUAGUUAUUGGAGAUUCCAUGAAAAAACUCAUAGUGAGGAAAAACCAUUUCGAUGUAAAAUCUGCCAAAAGUCAUUUACUCACAGUAAUUACUUGAAAAUUCAUGAAAGGAUACAUACUGGAAUAAAACCAUAUCAGUGCAAAAUUUGCUUGAAGUCAUUCACUCAAAGUAGUAGUUUGAAAACACAUGAAAGGAUACAUACUACUGAAAAGCCAGUGUAAGUCAUUUAUUCAAAGCAAUAAUUUGGAAGCUCAUGAAAAAACUCAUUCAUAAUGCUAUCACAUAAUAAUAAUAAAUUUCAAUUAAAUAAUUAAAUAAGAGGAUUGAAGCAAUUGAGGUGAAAAUAGCAGCCCUAGAGACUCAAUUUACAGAAAUUGAACGUUUACAUAUCGCUAGCCAUGCUGAAGUUACAAAUACAUCAUUAUUCCAAACUGAGGAGGUCAUUUCUGAAUGGGAAGAACGUAAGAAGCGUAGCAAAAAUAUUAUAAUAACAAAUGUAAGUGAGUCUACAAAAACCGAUAAGACACAGAGGAUUUUAGAUGAAACCGAUAAAGUACAACGUUUACUUUCAGAUAUUCAACUGCUUGAUCGUAA